GCUGGGCAACAACGCAGGCGUACGGACAUAAAGAGCCAUCGAAACGCCGAAUAGCUCCGUGUGUAUUUUAGAAAAGCGGGUUAUCUUCUGUCAGCGUCAAUGGACGUGAUCCAGAAACAAUACAACUCAGUUAGAAACAAAUAAGAACUAGGCUUAUCCCCGCUGUCAGUUCACCUAUGAUGGAACGGGCGAUGGAGCAGCUUAAUGUACAGCUCAGUCGACUGACCCGCUCCCUCCGCCGGGCCAGAACCGUGGAACUUCCAGAGGACAAUGAGACUGCAGUCUACACCCUUAUGCCAAUGGUCAUGGCUGACCAGCACAGGUCUGUGUCAGAGUUGCUCCUCAACUCCAAGUUUGAUGUGAACUACGCCUUUGGACGGGUAAAGAGAAGUUUACUACACAUUGCUGCCAACUGUGGGUCAGUGGAGUGUCUUGUUCUACUGCUGAAGAGAGGAGCCAAUCCAAACUAUCAGGACAUCUCGGGCUGUACCCCUCUGCACCUAGCUGCUAGGAAUGGACAGAAGAAGUGCAUGGGGAAAUUAUUGGAAUAUAAUGCUGAUGUCAAUAUCUGCAACAAUGAGGGCUUGACUGCUAUCCACUGGUUGGCAGUUAAUGGGCGAACAGAGCUUCUGCAUGAUCUGGUCCAGCAUGUGUCUAAUGUGGAUGUGGAGGAUGCCAUGGGACAAACUGCUUUGCAUGUAGCGUGUCAGAAUGGACACAAAACAACGGUGUUGUGUCUUCUCGACAGUGGAGCUGACAUCAACCGGCCUAAUGUCUCUGGAGCCACACCUCUUUACUUUGCUUGCAGCCAUGGCCAGAGAGACACUGCACAGAUCCUGCUCUCUCGUGGUGCCAAAUACCUUGCUGACAAAAAUGGAAUCACUCCUUUGGAUCUCUGUGUGCAGGGUGGAUAUGGGGAGACCUGUGAGAUUCUUAUUCAGCACCAUGCUAGAUUGUUCCAGAUGCUAAUCCAGAUGACACAGAAUGAAGACGUCAAAGAAAAUAUGCUCAGGCAGGUUUUGGAGCAUGUCUCUCAGCAGAAUGACAUUCACUACCAGAGGGUUUUGACCAGUCUUGCAGAAGUGGCUACAACUAAUGGACACAAGCUUCUGAGUCUGUCCAGUAGUUAUGAAGCUCAGAUGAAAAGUCUUCUGAGAAUUGUUCGCAUUUUCUGCCACGUGUUCCGCCUUGGGCCUUCUUCACCCAACAAUGGUAACGAUAUGGGCUACAAUGGGAACAAGACGCCUCGAAGCCAGGUCUUUAAGCCCUUGGAGCUGCUUUGGCACUCACUGGAUGAGUGGUUGAUGCUAAUCUCUACAGAGCUGGAAAGAACAAGGAAAAACCCAUCUUCCUCCUCUUCCAGCAGUGAGAUAGCAUCCCUUCUGCUCAAGCAGCGGGAGUCGGACCACUCUGGCACCACGCCAAAGCUCUCCUUGCUGGAUCACCAGAUUGUCAUGGAAGCAGAGGCCUACGCUGAUGGGGAGGAUGUCAUCUCCAUGACAGCCAAUCGUCUCAGUGCCGUUAUUCAGGCCUUCUACAUGUGCUGCUCGUGUCAGAUGCCACAAGGAAUGACCUCCCCUCGCUUUAUAGAGUUUGUCUGUAAGCAUGACGAGGUGCUGAAAUGUUUUGUAACCAGGGAUCCAAAGAUAAUCUUUAACCAUUUCCAUUUUCUGCUUGAGUGUCCAGAAUUGAUGUCACGAUUUAUGCACAUUAUUAAGAACCAGCCUUUUAAGGAUCGCUGUGAGUGGUUCUACGAGCACCUGCUGGCUGGCCAGCCAGACUCAGACAUGGUCCAUCGUCCUGUUAAUGAGAGUGACAUCCUUCUCAUCCACAGAGACUCGAUAUUCAGGAGCAGCUGUGAGAUGGUUUCCAAGUCCACCAAUGAAAAGCUCAAACAGGGUAUAGCUGUUCGCUUUCAUGGUGAGGAAGGCAUGGGCCAGGGUGUGGUCCGGGAGUGGUUUGACAUACUGUCCAAUGAAAUGAUCAACCCUGACUAUGCUCUAUUCACCCAGUCAGCUGAUGGUACAACCUUCCAGCCAAACAGCAACUCCUCAGUGAAUCCAGACCAUCUAAACUACUUCCAGUUUGCAGGUCAGAUCUUGGGUCUGGCUCUGUACCACCGACAGCUGGUCAACAUCUACUUUACCCGCUCCUUCUACAAACACAUCCUGGGUAUUCCAGUGAACUACCAGGAUGUGUCGUCUAUUGAUCCAGAAUAUGCUAAAAACCUGCAGUGGAUCUUGGAUAAUGACAUCAGUGAUCUGGGUCUGGAGCUAACCUUUUCUGUUGAGACAGAUGUGUUUGGAGCAAUGGAGGAAGUGCCACUCAAACCUGGAGGGAGCAGCAUCCUGGUCACUCAAGACAACAAGGCGGAGUACGUCCAGCUGGUGACAGAACUGAGGAUGACACGAGCCAUCCAGCCUCAGAUAAACGCCUUCUUGCAAGGAUUUCACACCUUUAUUCCCCCAUCGCUCAUACAGCUAUUUGACGAAUAUGAAUUGGAGCUCCUUCUGUCAGGGAUGCCAGAGAUUGAUGUGGAGGAUUGGUGCACAAACACUGAGUACACCAGUGGCUAUGACCCUGAGGAUCCUGUGAUUCAGUGGUUUUGGGAGGUGGUGAGGAGCCUCACCCAGGAAGAACAUAUUUUACUGCUUCAGUUUGUCACUGGAAGUUCCAGGGUUCCUCAUGGUGGCUUUGCGUACCUGAUGGGUGGCAGCGGUUUGCAGAAAUUCACUAUUGCUGCAGUGCCAUACACAUCCAACCUGCUACCUACUUCCAGCACCUGCAUCAACAUGCUGAAACUGCCAGAAUACCCAGGCCAGGAGGUUCUCCGAGACCGACUGCUGGUAGCUCUGCAUUGUGGGAGCUACGGGUACACCAUGGCCUAAAAAUCCUUUUGCUGUGAGGGUUUCCAGUUCUUCUCAGUUGCUGAUCUCAUAACUGAAAUAGAGGAUAUUAUUAUUAGUUCUAGUAGUACUAUUAAGUUUUCAACAAAAUGCUUGGAAAAACGUUGAACAAAUAUCACAGGUUUUGCAAACAUCUGCGGCAGAAUUUUUGUUGUUUAAAGCAUUGCAUCUUCAAUGUAGUAGUUUAUGCAAAGAAGUAUAAGGAGGUUUCUCAGUAUUCCAGGAGUUGAUCAGUUUUAUGUGCAAAGCCUAAUCAUAUUACUGGUAUAAGGUGAUAUGAAGUCUAGCUGAUAUAACAGAACAAAGUGAAUUGUGGUUGUUUCCAUUCAAUAUUUUUUUUUUUUUCAUUAGGCCUCUUACUCUUUUUAUCCGAGCAUAAUAAGAACACAGUUUUAAAACAUUGGCACUAUGAUUUUUAUUUUUUUUUAUUUUUUACAAAAGCCUCUUUACUAUGUAGAAAUCAAGCUCUUUCUGCAUUUGUAAAAUCAAAAAGUCAGUUGCCAAAAUGUUGUACUCACCAUACAUUUUAAGGCGGUUACGGGUCAUUUUGCCCCUUCACCAUUUUGUACCCUUACAUUAACAUUUUGUCCCUUCCUACCACUAUGAAUUAUCCAUAAACAAUCUAUUUUACCUCAGCCUGCCUACCCUUUCUUCCUGACAUAUUUAACAAGUUUUACACAUGUACUUACCAAAGUGUAUACUUUUCUCUCAUUUGGUCGGCCUUGUUUCUGGUUUUGGCUGAGUUAUGAAGAUAAAUAUUAGUUAAUUAAUAUUCAUUUGUAAUAUUUUUGCAAUGACUGAAAAUCCAUAAAAAACAUGUGAUUCUGGAAUAUGUAUGUCUAAAAUUGUGUGGUAAUAUUGUAUAAAGUGGGUUAUAUGUGAUUUCUGCAGGCAGAAGGGAACCACAUGAUAUAUUGAAUCCUUGUUUAAAACAUCCUUUAGGCAGGUACCAAAUGUCUUUGAGGUUGGUAAGAACUGCCGCAUGGUUGGUACAUAGCACCCCAUGGCAGACAGCACUACUCCAGACACGAAAAAUCUGGUACGCAAUGAAAAAAUUGCAAAGAUAUGGAAUGGCAAAGGGGCAACAUGACCAGCACCAAAUACAACAUGAAAGGGAUGGAAUUUCAGAUCAUGGGCUGAUGUCAGAAAGUGUGACCAUAUCAUCUUCAACCUGUCUGUAAUGAAUUGCUUGUAAUAAAUAAAAUGUGUAUUAGUGUGUUUAGCAUUGAUACUGAAUGGUGGUAUCUUUAGCUCCCAUUCCCAUUUUACUUUAUAACAUGAAUUAUUACAUUGAGUAAACAUUUUAGCCUGAAUGCAGUUGAACUGUCCCACAGGACCAUUACUGGAAUCUUUAGUUAUUUAAGGAGGUUUUUCACCACAAAAAGAAAAAACACCAGAUUUGGGUGAUGGAGACCUUGGUCUGUGCACCGUGUUUAAGAGGGUCCAAAGUGUUUUCUAUUUGCCGCCACAGCUCCUGGAGCUCUCCAAUCAAACUCUACAGAUGGUGUCAUGUGAUUGGCUGUACAGAGUUGUACUGUUUUUGAUGUUUUGCUGUUUGUCUGGAAUGAAGACCAAUAUUCUAAAGUCAAACCUAUUUGUUUGUGCUUGUCCAAAUGUCAGGCUUGUAGUGCCAAAAACAGUGAGACGUUUUACUUUACUUGUUAUUGUUUUUGCUAUUGAUGCAAAAUCAUGCUGAAAAAGGUGAGGAGGAUGAAUGUGCCACAUCCUUUUUUAUUUCUAAAGGGAAUUUAGACAGUCAUUUAAUAUAUCAGUGCAUGUGUCAGUGUUGUUUUCAGUUCAUGCCUGAAAUGCUGAUAGAAACAUGAUAUUGUUCGUUGUAAAAGGAGUGUUUACAAAUAUUGUACUGUACAUUUCUUCAGCAUCAAAUUAUGUAUUUUACCUUUGAAUAACUGAAUUUAGAUUUGAUCUAAUAAAUGAAAUUAUUUCAUAA
This is a messenger RNA of Girardinichthys multiradiatus, 4857 nucleotides long. It is a transcript of the gene hace1, whose product is annotated as HECT domain and ankyrin repeat containing E3 ubiquitin protein ligase 1. Gene Ontology annotation, molecular function: protein binding; ubiquitin-protein transferase activity. Gene Ontology annotation, biological process: proteasome-mediated ubiquitin-dependent protein catabolic process; positive regulation of protein catabolic process; protein polyubiquitination. Bases 177 to 2888 code for a protein of 903 amino acids. The record is from RefSeq and is a predicted model, not a curated record. The transcript is spliced from 24 exons. NCBI's taxonomy places the organism in Eukaryota, Metazoa, Chordata, Actinopteri, Cyprinodontiformes, Goodeidae. Gene Ontology annotation, cellular component: nucleus.